This is a messenger RNA of Trifolium pratense (red clover), 768 nucleotides long. Its product is annotated as embryo-specific protein ATS3A-like. The coding region runs from base 210 to 695 and encodes 161 amino acids. The transcript has 4 exons. The record is from RefSeq and is a predicted model, not a curated record. NCBI's taxonomy places the organism in Eukaryota, Viridiplantae, Streptophyta, Magnoliopsida, Fabales, Fabaceae. Gene Ontology annotation, molecular function: protein binding.
UUAAGGUUUCAAAAGACAUACAAUCUUUUUUUAAAAAAAAAAUAAUUACUCAAUUGGUGUCUUGUACCAAAAAUAGUUUUUUCUCAUUUUGUCUCUAAUGCUAAAAUAGAAACCUAGCAAUAUCUAACACUAGUUGUGUAUUUCUACUUCUCUUCUCUUUUCUUUUUUUGAAGCACAAAAAAGAGUUUUAGAAGUAAACUGACUAAACCAUGAAAGCUCUUACCUUAAUCCUCACAUUUGCCAUCAUCGUUGCAUUCUCACAAACAUUGGUCACUCACUCUUAUCUUCAAAGGAAUCUAUAUUCCAUGCUUAACCAUACCCAACAACAUAUUAAUGAGACAAUUAGCUGCGUUUAUCAAAUCAAUGUAAAGACAAGCUGCCAUUCUCCACCACUAACAACAGAUGCAAUUGGAAUUUCAAUUGGAGACGCCGAAGGCAAUGAGGUUCUUGCACAACUGGAUGGUCCUGAUGAUUCUGAGACGUUCAAGCAAUGCAGCACAAUUUCAUUUGAGAUACUAGGACCUUGUGUUGGCAAAAUAUGUCAACUGUACCUAUUUAGGAAUGGAACAGAUGGUUGGAUGCCAGAGACUGUAACAGCUUUGUACAAUGACUACCCUCCUGUAACAUUCAAUUACAACAUUUUCAUUCCUCAGGGUGUUAGCUCUGGCUUCAACUAUUGCGAUGAUAAAAAUUAGUGUUGCAUUCCUUAAAUACCUUUAUUGUUAUAAGGUGUUUUGUUUUCUUCAACAAAAAAGUAUACUUAUUGCA